ACCUCGAAUGCAUUAUCUGACCGAGGUUGCCGCUUUCAGGGAAUCUGGGAGGAGACAGACACGAGAUUGGAAUCUAUCAGGAGGGGCCUUCCAAGCCCGAGAUCUGUUCCAGGUCCUGGUCAGCCCUUCCCAGCCUCAGAGAAGCCAUGGCAGCCUGCUGGGUCCACUGUUCACUGCUCCUCCUCCUGCUGGCCUUCACCCCCUACUCAGGUACUCUGAAAUGCCACAAUGGGACCAUAGUGAAAUUUGGCAGUGGCCUCACUGACCAAGUUUUUGACUGGUCCACAGAGAACACCAUAGAAGCUGAACCUAACGGGAUAUGUCAGGAGACUUUCCUGAUUGUCGACGUAGGUCCAAAAUCUCUCCUAGUGGGGAGCAAAGGCUCCGGCCUCCAUAAUGGGUGGCAGGAAAACCAAGUCAACAAUUAUGCCCAAAGACCUGGAAUACUGGCUGCCAUGUUUACCAAUUUCUGUGAACAAUCUGAGUGUAACAACGCUACCAGCGAUGAAGUCCUAGUUACUCACCUUCGACUCCCACCCUCCUUUGACACAAGCAGCAUUAAGUGUUCUGUCUGCUUGACGGAUGAGAGUUUCUGCCCCAUGAAUUUGGUCUUCUGUCCUAAGAACACUGCUUGCUAUUCCAGUGACAUCACGAUUAAGGGAGGUGGGGUGGAUAAAAUUUUUCGUGUUGAAGGAUGCCUGGACGCGACUGCUCAAAACAUAUUUAAGGGAGAAGAAAAAUUAGGGGUCUUCUCAGUAUCUGAAAAACGGAGGCCACUGACUGCAGACUCAUUCUCACUUCUCUUUGCCCCAGGCACCUCCCUGGCUUGGGUGUUAGGGCUGGGGCUCUUCUUAACCCUUUAUCUGACAGGCUUCAUCAUCUCUGAUGAAGCGAUUUCCCUGUGAUUCUUCAUCCCCGAGGGCCCCACGCCCAGCUGUCCUCUGACGUCGUAAACUAGGACCUCACACUUGAACUGUCUGUCGGUGCUGUCGUGGCGCCCACAUCCCUCGCCCCACACAUUGCUGAUGCUUGAUAGUUACUAUGAGAGCCGCCGAACUCACUGUGCACAGAGGGACCAUCACAUAUUGGCCAAUGUGGAAUAAUAAAAUCAUUGUUUUUUUCUUCAAA
This is a messenger RNA of Mesocricetus auratus (golden hamster), 1128 nucleotides long. Its product is annotated as CD177 antigen-like. NCBI's taxonomy places the organism in Eukaryota, Metazoa, Chordata, Mammalia, Rodentia, Cricetidae. Gene Ontology annotation, cellular component: plasma membrane; plasma membrane raft. The transcript is spliced from 6 exons. Gene Ontology annotation, biological process: cell-cell junction maintenance; regulation of integrin-mediated signaling pathway; leukocyte cell-cell adhesion. The record is from RefSeq and is a predicted model, not a curated record. Bases 147 to 905 code for a protein of 252 amino acids.